GGGUACCGUACCUAUCAUUCAUUUGAUUGGCCCACAUCACUUUAUCAUUUUUAAUUUAGAUUUAAAUAAUUCAACUGCUACUUGCUCAUUGGUCCAUAUGGACAAAGGUAUGGUACCUUAUGGGUACCAUAGAAUCUACCUAAAAAAACCUCUAGAUUUAUGUAUAAAAAUUAGAACUAAUUAGAUCAUAUGCAUGAGGCAUGAGAUCGAGCUACAUAUAUAUACACCGUCCAUAUAGGUCAACAAGAAGAUGAAAAAAAGUUGAUUUCGAACAAAGGCGUUUGGCUACUUCUCAAUUCUAACCGACACUUCCACUGCCUGAUUAUCCGUCAACGCCGCAGGGAUGUUUCCCGGCUGAGAACCGGCGGAAGGAACUGUCUCCGCCCUGCAGGGGAGGAGAUGACCCGAGCUUUUCACGGGCAGGAUCCGGGCUCUGCAAAGAGGGCAGUUGGCGUGGGCCCGGAACCACCUCUCAAUGCAAUCCGCGUGGAAGCAGUGCUCACAUCCGGGUAAAACCCGACCCGUCUCACCAUCCCGGAGCUCCGACAAACAAACGGAGCAUUCCACCGGCGUGCCGUUAUUAGUCCAUUUGGGGGACGAACAGAAAUGGGGAAAAGUCGGAAGCGUUUCAUGUAAAGAUGGGUCGAGCCCAAUUGGGGCAGAACCCGCAGAAAAGGAAUCUUCCCGGUGGUCGGGGCGGCGACUACGGCGCCAGGAGACCCGCCGGAGAAACAGGCGGAAGAAAGCGAAGAAAAGGCAAACGGCUGCAAGAACGACGACGACGAUUAACGUGAGCUUUCCAGUGUACGCGAAGUUUGAGCAUGUGGAAAGCUUUCUUAGUGGAACAGAAGUUGUUGAUGAUGAGUUCUCAGCCAUGGAUUCCGAUCAUUAAUUAGCUUUCUUCCUUUGAGCUUUGAAGUAGAAAUAUACGUGUAUGGGGUUAAGAGCUGGUAAUAACAAGUGUGGGGGUAUAUGCAUGAUAUGGCCGGCGAUACUUAUCUGUGAAAAUUUACGACAAAAUAAAAAACUAUGGGCUAUGGCAGUUGCAGAUAAUUUGCAGCCUUAAGGAAGGAGGGGAGGAAGUUUCGUUAAAAGGGAGUAAAAGAUUAAGGGAGUGUUUGCAACUGCUUCUGCUUAAAAAAAAGGCACUUUUGGAGAAGUAAUGAAAAAGUGAUUGGUAGUAAAAGUUGAUAGUGUUUGAGAAAAAAGUGAUUUUGAAAAGUAAAAGUUGGUAGUGUUUGGUAAAAUAAGUGCUUUUUGUGUAAUAGAAAAGGGAAAAGCACUUUUCACACGCAAGCCGAGAAAAAGUAAAAAUUGGUAGUGUUUGGUAAAUAAGUGCUUUUUAAAGUCAAAAGCUGAGAAGUGCUUUUUUUUAAGCAGUUGCAAACACUCCCUAAAAAAGAUUUGCACCGGCCCCCACGUCCCUUUAUGUUAGAAUAUUCAUAAUAAUCCCAACUAUUGGCUAUCCGCUCAUAAUAAUCCCAAAUAUUGAUUAUUACAGAAUAAUCCCAACUUUAGGGACCUUCCGCCAAUAAUGGUCCCGAUGAAUAAAUUCUUGUAGUUUCUAAAGUGGAUGAGGUGAGAUAUAACAAGUAAUCCUUAUAAAUAAUCUCAACUUUUAAUUUUUACGCUUAAUUUCUAUUUAAAAUUCACUUUUUAUAGAGGUAAUAUAUGGUCAUGGACCAUUAUUGGCGGAUAGUCUAUAUAGUUGAGAUUAUACAAAAAUAAUCAAUAGUUGGGAUUAUUUUCAGCGGACCAGCAAUAGUUCGG
Cuscuta epithymum is the source of this 1770-nucleotide messenger RNA. The record is from the annotation of a GenBank genome assembly. Lineage: Eukaryota; Viridiplantae; Streptophyta; Magnoliopsida; Solanales; Convolvulaceae.